This is a messenger RNA of Entelurus aequoreus (snake pipefish), 2076 nucleotides long. RefSeq names its product sulfatase modifying factor 1 (gene sumf1). The record is from RefSeq and is a predicted model, not a curated record. The transcript has 9 exons. The coding region runs from base 57 to 1142 and encodes 361 amino acids. Lineage: Eukaryota; Metazoa; Chordata; Actinopteri; Syngnathiformes; Syngnathidae. Gene Ontology annotation, cellular component: endoplasmic reticulum.
UCACGUGCCUUUGCGGAAGUGGAAGUGUAAACAACAAGAGCGGUGCCUGAGCGACGAUGCUCGGGGUUUUGGCUGUAUUGGUGUUUUUUUUGGGACGCCUGGACAAAAUGUAUGUAUACGGGGCUCAGUCGGAGCCAGAAGCCGUGCAGGGCAGAGCGAGCUGUGGCUGUGAGAGUUUGAAGAGAGACCCCGUUGUAGAGCACAAGACAUCAUCGCAGGAUGCAGCUGUAAAAUAUACUCUUGGAACAAAUGAGGUGCUUUCUGGUGCAAAUGGGGAGGAGAAGAUACUAAGUAAGAUGGUGCUGAUUUCUGGCGGAGAAUUUCUAAUGGGAACAGACAGCCCGGGCAUCCCUGCUGAUGGCGAGGGUCCUCAGAGGCGGGUCCAUGUGGACUCUUUCUACAUGGACAUCCAGGAAGUCACCAACCGACAGUUUCAGAGCUUUGUCAAUGCCACUGGCUACGUGACCGAGGCAGAGAAGUUUGGGGAUUCGUUUGUUUUUGAAGGAAUUCUGAGUGAGACUGUCAAAAGCCAAAUCACACAAGCGGUGGCUGCUGCCCCCUGGUGGCUCCCAGUGAAUGGUGCCAACUGGAGACACCCAGAGGGUUCUGACAGUGAUAUCAAAGACAGACUGGAUCAUCCUGUUAUUCAUGUCUCUUGGGCGGACGCUGUUACCUACUGUACCUGGGUCAGCAAGAGGCUUCCCACAGAAGCAGAGUGGGAGUACGCCUGUAGGGGCAAUUUAAGAGACAGACUUUACCCAUGGGGAAAUCUGCUGAACCCAAAGGGGCAACACUUCGCCAACCUCUGGCAGGGGGACUUCCCCCAACAUAAUUCUGCAGAAGAUGGAUAUGUCAAAACCUCACCGGUGAUGUCUUUUCCCGCCAAUUCUUUUGGUGUGUUUGACAUGGUGGGGAAUGCGUGGGAAUGGACGUCAGACUGGUGGACAGUGCAUCACUCCGCAGAGCAACAAAAUAACCCGACAGGUCCUCUAUCAGGCACUGACAAAGUAAAAAAGGGAGGGUCAUACAUGUGUCACAAGUCAUACUGUUACCGGUACCGCUGUGCGGCUCGGAGCCAGAACACGCCGGACAGCUCCGCCUCCAAUCUUGGUUUUCGUUGCGUCUCUCCACAGCCACAUUGACUCACACUUGGGUCACAGGGUUUGUAAUGUUAGGUCCAUCUCCUUGGCCUGAAUGUAUGCACUGCUUUAUUGUAGCCACAUGACUUUUUAGUUACAAUAAGUCAGUAUUUUUCUUUCAUUUUUGUUUGAAAUGAAUGAAAAUCAUUUUUUAUCAGAGUCCACGAAACAAUUACAGGCCUCGAAUUGUAACUUUUUAAGGUCAAGGCGAGUAUUUCCUUAAAGGAGAGCUCAUAUUUUAGGGCACCAAGGCAAGUUAGAAGGACACCAAGGCAAACAUUAUUUUCUUUCGGGGCAGGAGAUAUAUAUAUAUAUAUAUAUAUAUAUAUAUAUAUAUAUAUAUAUAUAUAUAUAUAUAUAUAUAUAUAUAUAUAUAUAUAUAUAUAUAUAUAUAUAUAUAUAUAUAUAUAUAUAUAUAUAGAUUAAAAAAAAUAGUGUUCAUGUAUGAGAUCUGGGCUGCCAAGUAUGGCCAAAGUAAUAAUUAAGAUUAUUGUUAUCAAUAUUGAAAUCAUGGUUACUGAUUGUUGGGUAAAGCAGUGUUGGGGUGUGAACAUAAUACCAUCAUGUCAUUUGUAAUGUCUAAUAAAAAGACUAUGGAUAAACGUUAUCCAUAUAUCUAUAAACAAAUAUUAGUUUUUUAAAAUUCUUUAAUAACAUCAACUUGUCAGCUUUUUGUCGUUACAUGAUGCCUUUAUCUCUAUUUUUACAUUUUGAUAGAGAGAGUUUUUAUUUAUUUUUUUAAGUGAUGUACAUUUAUAUGUAGAUGUAGAUGCUGUAUCGGGACAGAUCCAUUAAGAGUUUGAGCAGAAAUAUGUCGUAUAGGAAUUAACUAUACACAAUAAAACAUUAACAAAAUGCUGUGUCAUAUGAAUGAUUUUUGAAGUAACACCUUAGUGACAUGAAAAAACCACAAUUAAUGUAAAAAAAAAAAGCCUUG